UGCUCAUUUACACUGCUGCUCUUUCACAAACACUCUUUUCAGCUCGGUCUUAUUUUACGCUUCUUUCUUUUGUAUUGACCGGCAUGCAAGUGGGCGCAGUGUCCCCAACCAGCAAUAUGAGAUGAGCUCUUUUUGGCUUUUAAAGAGAGUUCCUUUUUUCUGGAGGUCCAAAAUACAAGAUGAUGUGACAAGACCACUCAUAAAGGUAACCAAUAGAAAUGGCACUCAAUACCAGGGCACAGAUAUCAGCACAGAGAGCCAAACUGUUUCAAGCUCAUCAAAUCAUAAUGAACAAACCAAGCUGUCUUCUUGGACCUUUCAUUUACAGACCCAAAGUCCCUCUGAUCUGACGUUCUUUCUGCAGAAAUAUGUGCUGUUUACUAGCAACUUUUUCUUCUCUGUGCUGGGCUUGGUCACCUUAGGAACUGGUUUCUGGGGUCUUACAAACAAGGAGUCCUUCGCUCAGGAGAAGCUGGAUGGCCUUGGCACUGAUCCCAUGCUGCUCUUAGUUUUUCUUGGCGUGCUGCUUUCACUUCUUUGUCUUACUUGUUGUGUGGGAGCACUAAGGGAGAAUUACUGCCUGCUGCGUACUUUCUCUGCGAUGCUUCUAGUCCUUGUAGCUGCUCAGUUCCUGGUGGCCAUUGUGGCCUACAGCAUGCAGGGCUGGAUUAUCGAACUGCUGAGCUCAGCCAUGCUGAUGGCUAUGACACGCUACCAGGACGACCUGGACCUGAGGUUUAUUACAGAUGAGAUCCAGGUUGGGCUGCAGUGCUGUGGGGUGAAUAACUAUCGAGACUGGGAGGUCAACCAGUACUUUAACUGCUCAUCUCCUGGCGUGCAGGCAUGUGGCGUUCCUCCCUCAUGCUGCGUGGAUCCACUGGAAAAUGGCACAGUGUGGAAUUCACAGUGUGGCCUUAGGGGGCAGCAGCUGGACGAGUUCUCAGCUCAAAGUGUGAUUUUCCUGGGGGGUUGUCUGGGCAGUAUUUCACGCUGGAUAAGCCUGCACUCUGAGGUUAUUGGCAUAGUAACAGCUGUCCUGCUCGGAGUUCAGAUCCUCACACUGAUCAUUACUACAUGCUUGCUGGACAGGAUCCAAUGGAACAAAACACAAGCAUGGCAAAGAAAUGCAUGAUGCACAAACGUUUUCUUCUCUGAGUAACACAAGGUACAAGAAAUUACAUAUGACAUGUAUCAAUAUCCUGUAUAAUAACUCCUAUUUAUCACAUUAUGUUCCAUAUGUUUUACAAGUGAAUAAUCGUUUCUCCUUUUCGUUUUUCCUAUUCUAAAUUUUUCUUCAUUUUCACCAAUGUUUCAGUUUGAAAGUGCAAAUCUAUCAUUCCUAAUACACAUAGCUAUUGAAUUAGUUACUUCAUGCAAUAAUUGUUACAAACAAAUGUACAUUUAGGCUUCCCUAAAAAGUACAAAAUAAGCUUUAUUCAGUGUUCAAGUCAUUUCAGUACUGCUAAUGAUUGUAAGUUUAAUCACAAAACAACCUCAGCAAUCAACUGAUUUUAGACAAAACACAAAUGGCUGCCUUAAGACAUAAAAAUAAGCAUUUUCUACGCAAAAUUAUUUCUGCUCAAUCAAAUUCAAUCAGGACUGUACAUUAAAAAAAAUGAACAAUUUCCACUACUGACAGAGCUGCUCUUUUAAACAAGAGUGGCACAUGAGAGUCACACUAUGAUUGUAAAACACAAAGAAAUCUUUGUUUAAAACAUCAAACAUGUUCAUGACCAGAAACAUUUCCAUUACAAGUAUUUUCUUGUGUUCAGAAUCGAAAUAGUAGUCAAAAAACACAUGAAUAUGUACCUAAAGAAAUCUGUACCAAAAGAAACAUAAACAUACUCUACUUAUUAUACUAUAAUAACUUAUUUAUUUAAUGCUUAUUACUCUCCGACUUAUAUUUUACCCUUUGUUACCCUUUUCAUUGUCUACGUUAUGAACAGGUAAACAGGUCAUGUAGAAACGUCUGAUUACUGCUAGAUACUGCUGGAACACUACAUAGCAAAGGCGGGUUGUUUUUUUUCUCAGAUGAUGCCAUACUGAGAUAAUUCAUGCAGCUCCAGAUGACUGAAUGCUUCCCAGGGGCAGAUCACAGUGAUAUCUGCAAAAGAGAACAACAUCUGUAUAUUGACUUUUAGGUCUGUUAUAAUCUUUACAUGGUUGCAUGAUUUAAGAAGUUCAGAUUUAAGAAGCAUGAUUUAAGAAGUUAUGAGUUUUUUAUGUAAACUGUACCAGUUCCCAAGCCUUCCAUUCCAGGAAUUUCUUCACCAAACCUGUAAAACACACACACACACACACACACACACACACACACACACACACACACACACACACACACACACACACACACACACACACACACACACA
Molecule: messenger RNA, 2370 nt
Organism: Tachysurus fulvidraco (yellow catfish)
Lineage: Eukaryota; Metazoa; Chordata; Actinopteri; Siluriformes; Bagridae
Gene: tspan10
Product: tetraspanin-10
Exons: 3
Coding region: 122-1132 (336 amino acids)
Cellular component (GO): membrane
Source: RefSeq, a predicted model, not a curated record